GCACUACAAGGCCUCAUAAGGAGGGGGAAGUUCCUGGGGUGGAUUAUAUUUUCAUCACUGUUGAAGAUUUUAUGGAACUGGAGAAAAGUGGUGCUCUUCUGGAAAGCGGAACCUAUGAAGAUAAUUACUACGGUACCCCCAAGCCUCCUCCAGAACCAGUCCCACUGCUAUUAAAUGUCACAGAUCAGAUCCUCCCAGGUGCCACGCCCAGUUCGGAAGGCAAACGGAAAAGGAACAAGUCAGUGAGCAACAUGGAAAAAAUGGGCAUUGAUCCGCCAGAGGAAGAAGAGGAAGAGAAAGCUGUGGUCAAUGGCAAUGGCAUGGCAAUCACACCAGAGUCAAGUGAACAUGAGGAGAAGAGCACAGGUGCCUCAGGAGAAACUUCAUCUCAGCCUUAUCCUGCUCCUCUUUAUAGCCAGCCGGAAGAAGUGAAAGAGGAGAUGGAUGUAACCAAGCAGCCCAAAAUUGAAGAAAACGACGAAUUGGGGGCCUUGCCAGAUAACUGGGAAAUGGCUUACACAGAGAAAGGGGAAGUCUACUUUAUUGACCACAACACAAAGACUACAUCAUGGCUGGAUCCGCGCUUGGCGAAGAAGGCUAAACCACCCGAAGAAUGCAGAGAAAAUGAUCUUAAUCUAAUGGGUUGGAUCCAAAGAUUCCCUUCUUCCAAUGGAGGAAGGUUUCCUCUGACAAAGGAAGAGAAUGAAGAAUUGCCCUACGGCUGGGAGAAAAUUGACGAUCCCAUUUAUGGCACUUAUUAUGUGGACCACAUAAAUAGGAGGACCCAAUUUGAAAAUCCUGUUUUGGAAGCCAAAAGGAAGUUACAACAGCGUACCAUGCCCAACGCAGAACUUGGAAUCAAGGCUAUGCCAGCCCAGAGUUUCAGAGUAGACAACGCCUCAUCAACCUUACCUAGGCCCAAACUCGUUCACCCGCGCCUUGCUCCUAAGAGGUCUCGUAGUGUGAGCGACCUAUCUCAAUAUCGGCGGGACAUUGCUGGAAUGUACAGGCUGUAUGAGAAACCCCUCUUCACCCGGGAUGCCUCGCAGCUGAAAGGGAACUUCCUCAGCACAACUCUGAAGAAAAGCAAUAUGGGCUUCGGGUUUACCAUCAUCGGUGGGGACGAGCCCGACGAAUUCCUCCAGGUCAAGAGCGUCAUCCCGGACGGGCCGGCGGCACAAGACGGCAAGAUGGAAACUGGUAAGCCCAUGAUGGGAGCAUUUAUUUGUUUAGCUUAGGUUAGAGCAUCAGUGGAGGUCAUGCAAUCCCUGAUAUACAUAUGUAGUCUGAAUGAAGCACCAGCAAA
This is a messenger RNA of Crotalus tigris (Tiger rattlesnake), 1306 nucleotides long. Its product is annotated as membrane-associated guanylate kinase, WW and PDZ domain-containing protein 2-like. The annotation marks the transcript as partial. The transcript has 9 exons. Gene Ontology annotation, biological process: receptor clustering; signal transduction. NCBI's taxonomy places the organism in Eukaryota, Metazoa, Chordata, Lepidosauria, Squamata, Viperidae. Gene Ontology annotation, cellular component: dendrite; cytoplasm. Gene Ontology annotation, molecular function: type II activin receptor binding; signaling receptor complex adaptor activity; SMAD binding. The record is from RefSeq and is a predicted model, not a curated record.